UGUAACAGUUGAACUAUCAUCUAAAUGGCCAUUGAUAUUGGAUAGACUUAAUUUCAGUUAACAUCAGGUUCAACUUAAACCUGGAAAUGGCCUAACUCACUGCAACCUACAGCUUGAUUGAUAAAUCAUACUUGGAUGUCAAAAAGUGUGCAUUGUUCUGGGGAGCCUUGUGUGUGUUCUCUUUGCUUUCUAAUACUGAGUGGGUGGCAGUGCAGAGAGAGAGAGAUACCAUGGAAGCUCUCUUCAUUACCACAGGUCUGACGUGAAGAAGUGUGCAAAGCUCAUUGGCUGAGGGAGACUCCAGUUUUAUCUCAUCACAGAAUCUAGGUGCAUUAGUAUUUCUUCUGGCAGGCACUGGUCAGCUGAUGGACAAGUGAAGUUUCAUAUGUACUUUUAACAUUGAUACAUGUAGAUGGACAUGCACUGUAUCCUAAGGUAAUCUAAAGACCCAGUGAGUCAAAAACAACCCAAUUGGUUUGCAAGUUUUGAAUGCCUCCCCCUUUGGAAAAUCUACCAAAAAGGAAUCAGCAGAAUCAUGAGUUCAGAUAUGAUACCCAUGUUGUACUGGGACUCCAUCCUGAAGUGCAGCAAGCCAGUAGUUUUAUGACCCAAGGAUUGCCAUAUUUGAUUAGUUGCCAAUGAAGUGGUAGGUGUGUUCAUUCAUUCUUAAAGAGAGAGAGGAAAGAGAGGGAAAUCAGCCAUAAACAACCAACUGAAUGGACAAUUUGUGGUGGUGAAGUGUAGUGAAGUUUAGUGUAAACCACAGAUGUGAGAAAAAUGAAUCAACUCUCAGAAUCUAAAAAGGAAUUCUGGAUCUUUGGAGACUUUUGCUGCUCUGAUUGUUGCUGAAAAAGAUAACAGGACCUUUGAAAACUUUCAUUACCCUAAUCAAAAGAAGAGUGCAGUCUUUGGAAACCUUGUUCAUAUCCUGAUUGCUUCUGCAAAGGAAAGCUGAUCUUUAAAUAGUUAAGUGUAAAGGGUUUACAGCACCUGAUAGGUUGCUGAAUAAGAAGGCAAGUUGAUUCCAUAAUGAGGACAGCAACCAAUGAUUUGCAGUCAGCAGCGACUGUCUUGGGAGAUAUGAAUACAAAAGCUGGACCAAUUUUCCAAGACCUUCUAUUUAUUUCUUAGAAGUGCAUGUAUGAGCCUAAAGACCCAAAAGACCUGUAUAGUGGGGCAUUAUCUGUGUUGCAAUAUUAGAACAUACAAGGUGAAGUAAUCCCAGGAGAUUUCAGAUGUUCUGAUUUAGCUUUUGGGGUCUUUUUCUCAUUUGUUUUCUUGACGCUUGAAAAAGGAAACACUAUGAAACAUUUCAAAGUGAUUUGAGGUGGAAAAAUGGGUUCACUCACAAAUAUUACAAUGGAUAUCAAACAGAACAUGACACUGGCAGAGAAACUAGAGAGUGAUGGGUGGGUGUACUAUCCCAAUAUCGAAAGCUUGAUGAAGCCAUGGUUGACAGAUGCAAACUUUGUUCCAACUGUCACUGUGUAUGCUGUAACUUUUGUUUUAGGACUCAUUGGAAAUAGUAUGGUAGUUUUUGCCAUGCUUGGAGACCAGAAAAACAGUUCUGUGGCAACAACCUUCUUGGCCAGUUUGGCAAUUGCAGAUCUCUUAUUUCUGCUGGUUUGUGUGCCAUACCGUAUAGUGAGGUUUCUAAUAGGAUCAUGGCAGGAUUCAUUUCUGUGUAAAUUUUCUGGAUUUGUUGAAAUGCUGGCAGCUGUCCUGUCCAUAUUCAACCUCACAGCUGUAAGCGUAGAGAGGUAUGUUGUGAUUGUUCACCCCAUGAAGGCACGGUACUUAUUCACCAUGGGCAGUAUCAAGAAGAUUGUUAUUGCUGUCUGGUUGGUGUCAGCAGUGCUGUCAGCACCAAUGUUUCAUAUUGCUGGCAUCACAAAGGACAAAUACUUUGAGAAUGAGACCAAAUUCAUCAUGCACUCCUGUCAUGACAAUGAAGCCCUGAACUAUGGUGAGAAGGUGGCCUUUGUGUUCUACCAGUUUACACUGAUGUUCCUACUGCCUACCAUAGUGAUGGUGUUCUGCUAUACUCAAGUCAUCAGGGCACUGUGGAGCAGUACACAGGAACUGUCGAGGAUGACUUCCAUGCAUAGAGAAAACAGUAUAAGUCAUAUAGCUGAAGACUUUGAGUCAGAGGAGUCCCAGACCCAGCAAAGAUUGGUCCAUGUGUCCAGCAGGUCCACUGUGGUCAGCAGACCUUCAAGCCAACAACUGGGUGGCCGAAACCAUGGCAACUGUAUUCGGGAAGCUAGAAAGCAGGUGAUCAAGAUGCUGAUUGUAAUCAUUAUUGCCUUUUUGAUCUGCUGGGGUCCCAAGCUCAUCCUUGACAUCUUAAUUAAAACACGAAUUAAUCGGAAGAUCAUCUUCAGUCCUAUAACCUUCAAAAUCAAGGUGGCAUUCAGUCUCCUCCCGUAUAUACAAAGUUGCCUGAACCCAAUCAUCUAUGGCUUUAUGUCGAGCAACUUCAGGCGAAGUUUGGUAAACUCCUGUAACACCUACCUACAUUUAUGUCAAAGAAGAAAAGGUCGUACAUAUUUUGAUCCUGAUACUGAUUCAAAAUCCACCCAGCAUACACAUCUAUCACCAUCAUUUCACCGUGGAGGAAGUCACAAUGGUUCUUCAGGCGGUGUGGAGCAAUUGCCCUUGACACCAAAGAAGUCUCCAUCAGAGGGAAAUGGAAGGGGGUCCUUCCACAUGUACAAAGGAAGCAAUGGCCUUAGAAAAGACUAAGAAAAUCAUGGGGAAAUUUACUGUAUGUUUUGGCAACUGUAUAUUUGUGAUGACAAGGGUCUGUUGAACAAGGAUUCAACAACAAUUAGGUGCUGAAUCUGAAAUGUUAUAUUAUAUUAGGCACUUAAAUUGAGACUGGAGUAUGAUCAUGACUAUGGGCAUUGGGAAUGUUGAAAGAGAGAAAUUAACAAUCCUCUAAAAAUUAAAAAAUAUAUAUGGUACUGCUCAUAGCUAUCUCACAGCCUGAGACAGAUAUAGCUCUGUGGGAUAAUAGUUUGCUUAUACUUAAAAAAAGCCUCUCUUUCUCUCUCUCUCUCUCUCUCUCUCUCUCUCUCAAACUUAUUGAUUUAGUCUUGAAAGAACUGUUGUCAAUAAAAAAAUUAAUCCAAAGACUGUUUUAGAUCCAGCAGUUGUCUAAAAGCAUGCCAGCAGGUAACUAAAUUAGUGAGAAGCCCUAUUUAGACUUAGAUGGAAGGUGUGGUUUUGGUCAAUGUUUCCAUGACGUGAAAACUCUGCUGCUGCUUUGCAAGUUGAAUGUAGAUAGGGAAUAACAAUAUGAUACAAGUGUUCAUGAAAAGAUGUUUUUAUUGUGUAUUUGAUUAAAAAAAGUAGUUUCAAUUUUAAAUAUCUUUUAAUUAAUUAUAAUGGAACAAAUCAUUAAAAAUGAUGAAAUGAGUCCUUUAAUGUUAGGUGUAUGCUACAAUUAUGUUAUACAGACAUAUACUUACAUAAGAUACAUGUAUGUUAUCAGAAAAGGAAUUAAGGCAGACAUAAAGCAGCAGGCAAAACACAUGAAAGAAGAAGAAGAACCACUUUUCUCAAUGGCAAUCACUUCAGGCUGUCUGCCUGCAUUACUUUUCUUGACUUAAAAAAUGAAAUCCAGACAAUUAUAAAUGGUUUAUAGAUCCUGAGGGCAAAUUUGAACAACAACCUCCCUGCAUGUGAUUAGCUUGAUUUAGUGUAACCUCUGUAAAGUUCUGUCCUAAAAAGCAUGUUUAAGAGAUCUAUCUAGUUAUUCUGUCAUGUACAUGAUGCUAUGAACUUCACAAUCAUGUCGGCAUCUGGAUUUUUGCCUUUUGGUUUAGAUAUACCCAUGUAUGUACUGUACUGCAUGUACAUGCAUAUCAUAUUUUGUAUUGCUGACAGGUUGAGUUACAUAAGAAAUGUUGAAAAGGUGUAGGGUUAUGUGUAAUAUACAUGCAUUCAUGCAAGAUGAUGUAAUAAACAUAAGUAAAAACAGUCAGUGUUCAUAGUAGGUGUUUGACAGCUUUGUUUUAUACUUAUUUGACAGCUGUGCUUACUUAAGUUAUCAAAGCUGGGAUAGAAUUGCAAUCAGUAUUUAUCUUGGAGCAACACAUAGUUAUGAAUGCCAUGGAAAGUGUACUUUCCAAAUUAAAAAAAAAAUGUAACCAAAUAUAAUAAAAUUAGGCUGUAGGGCCUCUAGAAUAUUGCAAAACUUUUCUAAACAAACUGUCCAAUAUCAGUGGCUUAUUUUAACCGAAACUUUAUUUUGUACGUAGAUUUGUAAUUAUGGAAAGUUGAUUGCUUGAGUCUCAUUCAGAUUAAUAAUUAUUUCAAGUUAUGUAAAACAUAUGGUAUGUGUGUGUGUGUGUGUGUGUGCGUGUGUGUGUGUGUGUGUAUAUGUAGAGAGAGAGAGAGAAAGAGAGACUGUUGUAAAGAAUGCCAAUAAUGUUUUGGAGUGUUGUAAAAGUAAAUCUUACCUUGUGUAGCAUCAGCAAGACACAAAAUUCCAUUGAGAUUCUCAUCAACCUACACUAAGUCACUGAUAACAGGGUGUUCAAAUCAUUGUACUCAUCAAUGGAGUAGUUAGAAUUACAAGAAAAUUUGUUUUCUCUAUUUAUUCAGAAUAGGAGAGAGACUAUUAAUGCUCAAAUCUUGUCAUUAGUUGAUUAAUAACAUCAGAAUAAAGUUAGCAGAUUUUGUGACGAAUUAGCUUUUUAUCACUUGUAUAUGCUACAUGUUUAAAACAUGAAACUGUAUUAGUUGUGAAAGAACAUAAUUCAGUUCAUACAGGGAGGUUCAGACAGUAAGGCUGCGUUCACAUGAAAAAUCUAUUUUCUAAAAAUCUAUUUGCGGUAUCCUGUGA
Molecule: messenger RNA, 4852 nt
Organism: Lingula anatina
Lineage: Eukaryota; Metazoa; Brachiopoda; Lingulata; Lingulida; Lingulidae
Product: QRFP-like peptide receptor
Biological process (GO): G protein-coupled receptor signaling pathway
Cellular component (GO): plasma membrane
Molecular function (GO): neuropeptide Y receptor activity
Source: RefSeq, a predicted model, not a curated record